UUUCCCUUAGGGAAUGUGUCGGAGGCCGGGAGUCGAGCCCCGAGGGUUUCCACUACAGGGAUGAGAUGUCCUAGUUACAGGGGCUGGGACCAGUUUAUCACUACGAAUCAGUCAUGGCUGAUGACUCUCAGAGAAAUUUUCGCUCAGUGUAUUAUGAAAAAGUGGGGUUUCGUGGAGUUGAAGAAAAGAAGUCACUGGAAAUUCUAUUAAAAGAUGACCGUUUGGAUAUUGAGAAGCUUUGCACAUUUAGUCAGAGGUUUCCACUCCCAUCCAUGUAUCGUAUACUGGUGUGGAAAGUGCUUCUAGGAAUUAUUCCUCCUCACCAUGAAUCUCAUGCUUUGGUGAUGAAGUAUCGGAAGGAGCAGUACUGGGAUAUACACCAUGCCCUUCGUGUAAUUCGCUUUAUUAAUGAUUCUACCCCACAGGUAGAUGUUUUCCUGCGCAUUCAUCAACUGGAAUCAGGAAAAUUGCCUCGAAACUUGGCUUUCACACUGGAACCUGAAGAUGAAGUGUUUCUUGCUAUUGCUAAAGCAAUGGAGGAAAUGGUGGAGGAUCCUAUAGAAUGCUAUUGGCUUGUCAGUUGCUUUGUGAAUCAGCUGAACAGCAAGCACAAAGAUUCAUUACAACAACUGCCAAAAAUUCUGGAGCAGUAUUUGAACAUUGAAGAUAACAGACUCCUGAUGCAUCUGAAAGCAUGUGCUGCCAUGAGCAAGCUCCCAUAUGAUCUUUGGUUUAAAAAGUGUUUUGCAGGAUGUUUACCUGAGUCCAGUUUACAGAGGGUUUGGGACAAAGUUAUUAGUGGGUCCUGCAAGAUUCUCGUUUUUGUUGCUUUGGAGAUAUUAUUAACCUUUAAAAUGAAGAUAAUAGCGCUGAAUACUGCAGAAAAGAUCACACAGUUUUUGGAGAAUAUUCCUCAGGACAACACUGAUGCCAUUGUCAGCAAAGCUGUCGAUCUGUGGCGCACACACUGUGGGACUCCAGCACACUCAGUCUGAGAACUCUCUUUGCUUGUGACUGCUCGGGGGAAAAAAAUGACAUUUGAAAAGACAUUACAUCACUCUUCCCCCUUCCUAGUGUGAUGUUCUUCGUUAACCUAUGUAAAAAUGCUAUUAAAGCAUAGUGACCAAUUGGCA
This is a messenger RNA of Empidonax traillii (willow flycatcher), 1133 nucleotides long. RefSeq names its product TBC1 domain family member 7 (gene TBC1D7). The transcript has 9 exons. Gene Ontology annotation, biological process: activation of GTPase activity; negative regulation of TOR signaling. Lineage: Eukaryota; Metazoa; Chordata; Aves; Passeriformes; Tyrannidae. Gene Ontology annotation, molecular function: GTPase activator activity. The record is from RefSeq and is a predicted model, not a curated record. The coding region runs from base 114 to 995 and encodes 293 amino acids.